AUGCGACGGGGAUGAAGACCCCGAUAGAGAGGACGUAGGGGGAGUCUAUGGAUAUAGCACGCGACAUCAUGGAGCGAGAGAGGGCUCGACUUAUGGCAUCGAGUAACCCACGUGCUCAGGCGUUCGCACGGGCCUUGGAGGAGGCCAGGCGUCGAGAGACAGGGAGGGAUGGUGUGCAGGGUGGGGUGGUGGCUGGGGAGGACGUUAUGGAGGGAGUGGCAGCAGAGGCGGACCAUGAGGCUAUACAGGGUGGGCCAGAGGCAGUGGAUGUUCCUAUGGAUCGCCGGCCACAAGCGGCGUAUGAGGCUGUGCAGGCAGGACAACGGCGAGAUAAGGGGGCUAUAGACGCACGACCCGUGGUUCAGGAGACAGCGGCGGGUCCAGUCGUUCCUUUCUCGGGCCUGCACUUGGCUCAGGGCCGACAGUCGCAGCCGGUUCAGGUGGUAGUGCAUGGUGUGCCACCGCCCGUUAUCACGGAUAUGGGGUCCGAGCCGGUGGUGGUGCCUCCACGUCCUCCUAGUCACUUUGCUCCGCAGGAGGUCCGUCAUCCUUUGGAUGCAGAUGAAUUGGCGAGAGAUGCUAUGCGCGAUGUUACUCGAUUGGACCGGCGGAUCUUCGACCGGAGGCUCGAGCAUCCAGCAUGGCAGGCGAUCCCUUCGGUUCCAUGGGGUCCUGCGUCGCCCGUGUGGUCUGGGUCUACCUCCACCGGAGGACGUACUGCGGGAGAUGUUCCAGGGACGGUUGCAAAGGCUAGUGCGAGGGUUGUUUUGUUGAGGAAGGGAGGAGGCCCUGUCACCAUCGAGGAGGAUGAUCCUGAGACGGAUGUGGUAGUGCGGGAGGAGGACAAGGACUAUGAGGGCGAGGAGGAGGGUGAGGAGGAUAGCGAGAGCGGUUCCGGCGGUGACGACGACUACGGCGACGAUGGGCCCCCACCUCCACCGCCGAUGCGUGCAUCUAGACACUCCGCUGCGCAGACUUCUUCAUCCGCACAAGGGAGGAGGAGGUCGGCAUCUGGCACUCGAGGGGGUGCGAGAAGACGGAGCGGGAAGGGGAAGAAGGGUUGUUGAUCGUGAGGCCAACACUGUGUUUUUCCCCUACUCACACUGUACUUCAUCAUGUUGUGAGGUUCUGGUUUUUUUGGUCGUGUCGUCUUUGUCUUCGUAUUGUUAGACACUCAGUGGUAGUGUGCGUGUUGUAGUUGUUGUUUUCUUCGUUUUUGGUGUGUAUGAUUUUGGUACCAGUAGGGUGUUCGUAGAGUAGCGUUGGUUGCAGCAGACUGAGUACAGUAAAGUAUCUCGGCAACU
Molecule: messenger RNA, 1304 nt
Organism: Chara braunii
Lineage: Eukaryota; Viridiplantae; Streptophyta; Charophyceae; Charales; Characeae
Source: the annotation of a GenBank genome assembly